Hippopotamus amphibius kiboko is the source of this 2712-nucleotide messenger RNA. RefSeq names its product mitochondrial fission regulator 1 (gene MTFR1). Gene Ontology annotation, biological process: aerobic respiration; mitochondrial fission. The transcript has 8 exons. Lineage: Eukaryota; Metazoa; Chordata; Mammalia; Artiodactyla; Hippopotamidae. Gene Ontology annotation, cellular component: mitochondrion. The record is from RefSeq and is a predicted model, not a curated record. Bases 231 to 1244 code for a protein of 337 amino acids.
CCCCUAAGCUGGAAGCCAGAGCUGGCGAAGAAGGCGCUUAGUUGCCGCGCGGCGGAGGUAAAGCGGCGGUGGCGACUCUGGGAAGCGGUUGGUGUGGGGUCGAGGAGCUGUCCCCGGGCCUCACGGCGGUGGGAAACCCUGGUGACAGUCAGGUGUGCUUUAUGGACCAUGUGCUGCUAUGUAUGCCUGAGGAACUUGAAAUGCAAAUUUGGAGAGACUUUGCCAUCUAAAUGCUUGGCUGGGUUAAACGCCUAAUUAGGAUGGUUUUUCAACAGGUUGGAAACAUGCAAUCGGUACUUUGGUCUGGGAAACCAUAUGGUUCAUCUCGAAGUAUUGUAAGGAAAAUUGGUACUAAUUUAUCUCUGAUCCAGUGUCCAAGAGUUCAUUUUCAGCUUACCAACCCUGCAACAGAGUGGAGCCCCAGCCACCCAGGAGAGGAUGCAGUGGUGUCUUUUGCUGAUGUUGGAUGGGUAGCCAAAGAAGAAGGAGAGUGUUCAACAAGACAAAGGACAGAAGUCCGGCAACCCCUUCAGGAUGAUCUUCCUUUCUUUGGGACGCCCCCAAGCAGGCAGUAUUCUUUACCAAACCUGUCUCCAGAAGAGCCUGCACUGCAGACCACAGCACUGGCCAACGAGGAAGCGCUGCAGAAGAUCUGUGCCCUCGAAAGUGAACUUGCUGCCCUCAGAGCUCAGAUUGCCAAAAUUGUGACCCUCCAAGAACAGCAACACCUCAGUGCAGGUGAUUCAGAAUCUACCACAUCUGUUGCCACAGCACCACCAUCUGUCCCGCCAGCUCCUCCUCUGCCACCCCCCCCUCCGCCCCCUCCCCUCCCUCCAUCAGGGCUCCACCAAAGCACAUCUGCUAUUGAUCUGAUUAAAGAUCGAAGACAGAAAAACGCCUGUGCUGGAAAGACUUCAGUCAAGACCAGUCCAAAGAAAUCUGAUAUGCCAAACAUGCUGGAGAUCCUUAAAGACAUGAACAGUGUGAAACUUCGGUCAGUAAAAAGGUCAGAACGAGAUACAAAGCCCAAGCCAGUGGAUGCUGCUGACCCUGCUGCCCUCAUAGCAGAGGCUCUGAGAAAGAAGUUUGCUUAUCGCUAUCGAAGUGACAGCCAAGGCGAAGCUGAAAAAGGAAUUCCAAAGUCUGAACCAGAGGCCACCUCAGAAAGAGUGUUGUUUGGGCCACACAUGUUGAAGUCUACAGGAAAAAUGAAGGCUUUAAUUGAAAAUGUUUCAACUUCCUAACAGACAACAGCGCUGAGAAAGACUAUGCUAGUUCAGCUGUUGGUUUAUUAGGGCUGUUUGGCUAGUAGAAAACAACACUAUUUGGUAAAUACCUGACAUUAGUAUUCAGUGGUUUCCUUUUAAGUCUCAUUAGAAGAUUAAGCUAUAACAAAAGCACUCUAAGUCUGUCUGCUUUUAAGAGGUCAGUUCUGAAAUUUCCCAUAUCAUAUGUAUAUUCUGACAUGUUUUUAAUGUGUAGCCAAGAUGUUUAGGUUUCUAGUCUGGAAAACAAUUAUAUAGAUUUCAGAACAAAGAAAGGACAUUUGUAGAUGUGAGUUUUUAAUUCUUAACACUAAUUUAUCUGUACAGAUAUUUUAUGUGCAUGUAUUUGGAUAUAAGACAGAAGAUUUCGCAGUGGUGGCAACGACGGUGCUGCCAGUGUUGUUUUCAGGGAUCAUUUCUGCUCAGUGAUGGAGCAGCUGGUAUACCCACGCUGCUGGAGUGAAAUGUCUGAGGUUGGAAUUUCUUCUUGCCUUGAACAGAACUUUUAGAUUCUCUCUCACAUUUUCUUGCAGGUGAGGUUUGAGUAGGAACCGAAUAAUGUUCGCUGCUGAAAUUCCAUAAUGCUUUCCUUUAAAAGGAAGUCAAGGAUCAUGAAAACUGUUUUCACCUCAGUGCAGUCCAGUGUGUGGUUUUCAAAUAGUGAGGAAUCACAUUUUUGAAUUAAAUGUCUUUUAAAGUAAAAACUAGAAACGUACCAUCCUUUUUUCUUUCAUUUUAAUAAAUGGCAUCACAAAGAUGACUUGCUGCUAAGUUAAUACUUCCGGAAAUGUCAGCAUAAUGAGUUAAAAAUUUUUUAACAUUGGUCAAGAAACACUGAAUAGGUGAAAGUAUUCCCUGUAAGUAGCUUAUCAUUGGUCAGAAUGCUGUUCUGUUGAAUUACAUUACGCAGAGUAACCCUUAGGUGCCGUUAGGAAGUGGAGACCUGCCUUUCUCAUCUAGGACUUCUCAGGAAUUGCUACAAGUGAUCAUUUUUAAAUGCUUCAUAUAUAUAUCUUCAUUAUUUUCUACAUUUCUGUUAAAUGCAAGAGUCUCCUACUAUGAGUAAAUAUUUGGAUUUAUUAUUUAAAUAGUGAAAAGAAAGUUGUACUUCUGAGGGGCUUAGGAGAUGAGAAGAAUAUACAUUCACUUUUAAGUUACUGAAAAUAUGUGCAAUGUUCUAAAUAAUAGCAAUUUUUAGUUGAGUUCAUGGUUUGGUUAUUCAGCUUCAAUUUGAACUGUGGCUUAUUUUACACAUGUUGAUAUACGUUGUUUCUAAUUGUUUUCUAUGGUUUAAAAUUUCUGCCUUUAAAAGAAAUUCAGAAAAUUUGCCUGAUAAACAUACUUUGACCUGAGAAAUUUAUAUUUGUAUCAGUAUUGAAUUUUGGGCAGUGCUCUAACAUAAGGAAGUUACUAUUUUGAAAUAAAGCAAACUUUUACUUUCCUUGGA